CACUUGAAAAAUUACCAACCACUGACCCACCGAUCACCAAAAGGGUUUAUAGUGCAGUACAUAACAAUCGAAAUGUCUGAAAGUAAACCAUUGAGUGCCGAAGAGAAGAAGAGACUUCUUCGUGAAAGGAGAGCUGCCAAGAUGGCAGGUGGUAAGGCUACCAAUAGACUUAAUACCAUAUUAACUCAAGGUUCAUCUGUCAAGUCUUCUCUGGUAACUUCAGUAUUGGAUAAAGAAGAUUCACCUUCUCCAUCACCUUCUGGAACUACUGGAACCACAGUUGGUUCUGAUGACUUACCAACGGCUACUACAACUGCAUUGGAUAUUCAUAAUAAUCAUGAUGAUGAUCCUGAUAUUCAAGAUAUUUCUGCAUUUUCAUCUCCAAGUCCUGAUCCGGAAAAGUUAUUAAACUCAACACAGGAUAUUGAUGAUAUGUUCACUAAGAUAUUUUCGGGUGCUGAUGGUGCAACUGGACCAGGUGAAGAUCAAUUUGCUCAAAUGAUGAAGAUGUUUGGUCAAGCUGGUGCUGGUGCUAGUGCUGGUGCUGGUGCUGAUGGACCCAGUCCUGAAGAUUUCUUUGCUGGUACUCCAGUACAAAAUGAAGAAGAACAUCAAUAUCAAAGAGAAGUAGCAGCAUAUAAUCUUUAUUAUCAUAAACAAUGGAAGUUUAGAUUUUUAAUUAUCAGAUUCUCCUUUAUCUUAAUUAAUUUCUUUUAUCAUUUCUUAACUAUCCCAACGUUUAAGGCAUCAUCAUAUUCAUAUAUUAGAGAUAUAUCUUAUGAUACAACUACAACUACAAGUUUUAUAGUUUGGUUUACUACUGGUGAAUUAAUAACUAUUGCUACUUACUUCUUAAUAAGUAUGAAAUAUGAUUUAUUUAAAACUACAACUGAAAAUAGUAUAUUUAUAAAAAUUCUUUCAUUUGGUUCACUGUUUUUACCUCAAUUACAACAAUAUCGUCCAUUAGUAGUUAGAUGUUUAUCUUAUUAUGAAUUACUUGGUAUAUUUCUUGCUGAUUUAUCAUUAGUAGUCGUUCUAUUUGGUUUAUUGAGUAUUUCGUAAUGAAAAGAAUAUAUAUAUAUAUG
This is a messenger RNA of Scheffersomyces amazonensis, 1085 nucleotides long. Its product is annotated as GET complex subunit. The record is from RefSeq and is a predicted model, not a curated record. Bases 73 to 1062 code for a protein of 329 amino acids. Gene Ontology annotation, biological process: protein insertion into ER membrane; retrograde vesicle-mediated transport, Golgi to endoplasmic reticulum. NCBI's taxonomy places the organism in Eukaryota, Fungi, Ascomycota, Pichiomycetes, Serinales, Debaryomycetaceae. Gene Ontology annotation, cellular component: GET complex. The transcript has a single exon.